AGGUCCGAAGAGUUGCAUCAACGCAAGGUUUCACCUCCGGGCGCCCCGGCCACCACGACCCUGAGCCUGAUGCCCGGAGCGGACGUCGGCGCCGACGAGCAGCAGGAGUCGGCCGCCGCGAGGGCCGAGGAGAUGCCCGGGCCCGCCACCGCCGCGGCGCCGCCGCUCACCAUCUUCUAUGGCGGCAUGGUGGUGGUGUUCGAGGACUUCCCGGCGGAGAAGGCAGCCGAGGUCAUGCGCCUCGCGGGCGGCGACGACCUGCCCAUCGCCCGAAAGGCGUCGCUCCAGCGGUUCCUGGCCAAGCGCAAGGACCGGCUCAUCGAGCCCUACGCCCGCCCGUCGUCCCCCGCGGAGGAGCCGGAGAAGAAGACAGUCAAGACAGCCUUGGCCUUGGCCUCCUGGCUCGGGCUCGGCAGCACGGAGGCCAACCGCCUCACCAUCACGCUGUUCUGCGGUUCUGCCCACCCCGACGGGUGGGCCCCAUCUUCGAGACUCUGUCUCCUGCUGCAGCUCGCCCGCCGCCCCACUCCCAAGAUUUUCGCCGUGCUCGCUACCUGGUCUGCCCCGCCGUCUUCCCCCUGA
This is a messenger RNA of Zea mays, 582 nucleotides long. Its product is annotated as protein TIFY 11b. The transcript is spliced from 2 exons. Gene Ontology annotation, biological process: regulation of jasmonic acid mediated signaling pathway; response to wounding; regulation of defense response. Gene Ontology annotation, cellular component: nucleus. The coding region runs from base 70 to 582 and encodes 170 amino acids. Lineage: Eukaryota; Viridiplantae; Streptophyta; Magnoliopsida; Poales; Poaceae. The record is from RefSeq and is a predicted model, not a curated record.